CUUCUUCUUUCAUGAAACAUUUUCAUACGUAUCGUGUUGCUCGGUUAUGUGUCUUACGAAGAAACGUUUUUACUGAAGCUAAUCUUCGUAGCUCGUCUAUUUUACGUAGAAUUAGUGAUAUUUUUUAUUUUCUCGUCGAUCGUUUAUGAUUUCUUUCAGUGUAUAAACACUUGGUGAACGACGCUCGUCUUGCUCGCGUCCACUGAAAAAUGAGGCUCUGCGCUGUGACUGCCCUCAUACUCGCAAUAUGCUGCAGUUUUUCUUACUCGAGAGAAAUCACACACGAAGACAUAAAAGACGCAAUGCUCAGUCUCGUUCACAUGAUGCGAGAGAACACGGAGAAACUCGAAAGACACGAAGUCCGCGAACGUCAGCUCGGCGAACAAAUGAAAAAAGCUAUUGGUUUACUGUCCAAGAGAAUAUCAUCGGUCGACGCGUUGAAGUCUCAUCUUAAUAAACUCGAUGAAAAAAUCGAUGGGAUCGAACAGUCGAUAUUGCAGAGAGACGAACGGGAGAGGAUACAAAUACAAAAGACUACUGAUACGUUGGAAAACUUGGAAAAUCGUUUAGACGGUUGGUUGAGUGGUAUCAAGGCACAAUUAUCCGAAGUUCAUAGUCGUCCAGUGCCCAUGAUGCAACCGCCCUCUCAAAACGACAAAACUUCCGAUAUGAUAAUCGCCAAAUUGAAUAAAACUGAAACUUCGAUAAGCGGGCAAGUAGCGAGAUUGGAAUUCGAUCUGGACUCUAUUUCCGUCAAGCUGAAGGACGAUUCAGCAUCGCAGAGAGACAAAAUUCAAGUCGUCUCCGACGAAAUAAACAAAAUCGGAGCACGACUCGGUGACAUCGAGGAUUCCUUGAGAGUUUUCAACGAGGCUAAUAAACGAUCGAGGGAAAUACCUGAAAAAGUAAUUCCAGAUCCGAGGCCCGCGAUCGAAGAGCAGAAUCGAAUGUUGAAGAAUCUCAAAGAACUGCUGGAAGACACUACCGACCGUAUUCAUCAAAUACCCAUUGCCAACGAGCUGAAGAGUUUGCACAACGAGUCACAGUCUGCUCUGCAGGAAGCAAAACACUUUAUAGAAGACAUCGUAACUCGUGGAAUCGUUAGUAUCGAAGACAAAGUCAUGCAGUCCAAAGACGAGACGAAAGACACCGUCAGUGAAUUGCGUUUGGAUUUGUCGAAUAACGCUGAGCGAGUAAAUCAAGAGCUGCACGGUCUUGAGAAGGGCCAAUCGGUCAUGGUUUCAAUGGCCGAUCACGUUCUCGAUACGAAAAAACGCGUCGAGUAUGGAGUUCACCAAAUUCUACUCGAAGUUGGUGACCUCGUGAAAGCACAAGGAAACAACAUAAACGAAACAUUGAACCUACGAUUCGAUGGGAUAUCGAACGAUAUUAUGGACAAUCAAAACGGUGCAGUGGCGAAUCUGACUACGAAGAUGGAGCAAGAAAUGAACCAGGUAUGGCGACAAAUAAAUGUGAUGUACCAGCAAAUGACAGAAAGUGCUAAAGCUCUCGAUAAACUCCACAAACAAAACGAGGCUUAUGUGAAUGGUACAACGUCGACAAUGGGUGGAAUGGAGAGCAAGGUGGGAGAAAUAACGAAACGUAUGUCCGAAGUCGACGAAAACUUGAAUUUCCUUUUGGGAAGAUUAUCGCUGGUUACCCAGGAGUUCAAUCAAAUAAAGAGCGGACUCGGAGCAGCGCUUGACAACAUAAGAGAGUCCUUCAAAGAGGUCCAAGAGAAGGCGAACGGUUUUAGUAAUCCGGGGCCGCAUCCGGUGCCGGAAAAUUACAGAGAACUUGAAGCAGCUCAACCUAAGUCAAAGCCUAACAUGGAGGGCAAAACCGCCCCUGAAUUAAUGAAGGACAUUAAGUCGUAUUAAAAGAAAGUAUUUCUUCUUUCUUCAUCAAUUUUACACUAGAAUAGUAAUCAAGAAGUCGGCGGAGUAGCUCGAGAGAAUUAUACGAACCACAUUGUUACUGCAAAAUAUUCGGACGUGAGUGAAAGGCAGAAACUCCAAUAAAAAUUACGAUUUUUCGAAACAACGAACGAGAACAAUAGUCAAGACUGCUGACGAUAAUUGCACUGAAAUUAAUUUUCUAAUUAAAUGAAUUCUUUUUUUUUCAUUAAUUCAGAGAGUUUAGGCUUAGAGAAUGAAAAACUAUAUUUCUCUUCAAAGUUGUUAGAGAAUUGCGUCGCAUUGAAAUCGUAACGUACGAAACGAUACAAAAUAAUUUGACAGAUGAUCAUUGAAUUUUUCUCACUUACCAAAAAUGCAUCUUCGCCACGAUCGUAGGUAGAGUGGAAAAAAAAUUCCGAAUGAACUGAUACAGAGUUUCGUGCCACAAACAAUGUUUGAUGUAAAAAUUUCCUGUUUCCUCUGACCAUUAUAUUUGCUUGGGAAUGUUGUUCAAUUUUUGUUUUGUUUGGAGUACGUUUAGAAGCAAUUGAUUUACUUGCUAAGCCUUGGUACAUCGUUGAGUCGUUUGGUUCCAUGUAAAAACUGAAAUUUUUGACGACGAAUUAACAUGGAUUUUAGAAAAUGUUUAAAGUUGAUAUGGAUGUCAGAAAUUAUGUAUUUUUUCAAAGUUUAUGCGAUUGGGAACCCUGUGGGUCAUACAGACCCAUGGAGGAACGACCAAGGCUUGAGGAAAGUGAAUUGAUGAAUGGAUAGGAAACGAUUAUCAAUAAAAUAUUGACUGAACUGGAUUAUCAUUUGAUAUUCGUAUUCGAUCAUAUACGAUUCCCUAUAUGAUCAAAAUAAUUGUGAAAUUCGUGGAUGGAAAAACCAUAAAAACAGUGGAAUUUGUGAUUUUGAAGUUUCAAAGCGUUGUUCUCAUUGAAUUCGUUAGACAUGAACAGUCUCAAAGAUCAUAGAACAAAGACGUGGAGAAAAAAAAGCAUGAAAAAUCGUACUCCUCAAUUAUGAAUAAAUGUUUAGAGAAAAUAAAACAGAAAAGAUGAAUCACGAGAACGAAUAAAUCAACAUAAUUUACUCGAUUAGCAUAAUCUCAUCGCGAACGUCCACAACUUUUUUUUAAGUAUUUACGUUGCUGUUAUUACUGAAGAAUGUGGACGAAAAUUUAUCAAAUUAUUAACAUAAGCGAGCGUAUUAUAUUUAAAAAAUGAAAAUAAACUUUUUAUGAAUUGUCAUAGUUUCGAAAAUGUUAUUAUCAACAUCGCAAUAAAAAUUUAAAAAAUUUU
Molecule: messenger RNA, 3202 nt
Organism: Venturia canescens
Lineage: Eukaryota; Metazoa; Arthropoda; Insecta; Hymenoptera; Ichneumonidae
Product: kinesin-related protein 9
Exons: 9
Coding region: 210-1880 (556 amino acids)
Cellular component (GO): plasma membrane
Source: RefSeq, a predicted model, not a curated record